CAAACCCAAUCUUCACUAUCACACUCCAACAAAAAAAAUAAUAUCAACAACACAAAAUCCUCUCUCAGUUCUCUCUUCUCUCUCAACGCUACCAAACUGUUUUACCCUAUGGCUAUGGAAGCGCUUAACUCACCAACCACCGCUACUCCUUUCACUCCCUUCGAGGAACCGAAUCACAGCUACCUCGAUACACCAUGGACGAAAGGUAAACGUUCUAAGCGUUCUCGGAUGGAUCAAUCUUCAUGCAGUGAAGAAGAGUAUCUCGCUCUCUGUCUCAUCAUGCUCGCUCGCAGCGGCAACAACAACAGCAACAGCUCCACCGCGAAACAGAUUCUAUCUGAUACUGAAUCGGCGCCGGCGCAGGCGCCGCUAACCACCGUUAAACUCACUCACAAAUGCUCUGUUUGCGAUAAAGCUUUUUCAUCUUACCAAGCACUCGGCGGACACAAAGCCAGCCACAGAAAACUCGCGCUUAUGUCCGCCGCCGCCGAAGAUCAGAAUCAGAACCAGAAUCAGACUACCACCACCUCAUCCGCCGUGACGACCAGCUCUGCAUCCAACGGAGGUAAAAUCAAGACUCACGACUGUUCCAUCUGUCACAAAUCCUUCCCUACCGGACAGGCUUUGGGAGGACACAAGCGUUGCCACUACGAAGGCGGUGUAGGUGGCGGAGCCGGAAGUAGCGCCGUAACCGCCUCUGAAGGAGUUGGAUCCUCUCACAGCCAGCACCGUGACUUUGAUCUUAAUCUCCCGGCUUUUCCGGACUUUUCAAAGAAGUUUCUCGUGGAUGAAGAAGUUUCCAGCCCUCUUCCUGCCGCAAAGAAGCCAUUUCUAUUCAAGAUUGAAAUUCCUCAUCACUGAUUAUAGAUCCUAGUUUAUUAUUAUUUUUAUUACUGCUUAGUGCAUAGUUAUUUUAUUUUCAAUUAUUUCAGAUCAAUUUGUUUUGUACAUACAAAUUGGGAUUGGUUUUAGAAUUCAGAUUGUACUUAGUCAAUGGAAAUUCAAUUCAAUUGAUUUAAUUUAAUUAUUUUAUUUAAUC
Vicia villosa (hairy vetch) is the source of this 1039-nucleotide messenger RNA. RefSeq names its product zinc finger protein ZAT6-like. Gene Ontology annotation, molecular function: DNA-binding transcription factor activity. The transcript has a single exon. Bases 109 to 861 code for a protein of 250 amino acids. Gene Ontology annotation, biological process: response to stress. Lineage: Eukaryota; Viridiplantae; Streptophyta; Magnoliopsida; Fabales; Fabaceae. The record is from RefSeq and is a predicted model, not a curated record.